UGGUCUGUGGCGGUGGGUCAGAGCUCAGACUGGCACAGGUCCCAUCACUGGGAGGAUGUGGGUCAGAGCUCAGAUUGGCACAGAGUAGUGUGGUCUGUGGCGGUGGGUCAGAGCUCAGACUGGCACAGAGUGGAGGAGUGUGGUCUGUGGCGGUGGGUCAGAGCUCAGACUGGCACAGGUCCCAUCACUGGGAGGAUGUGGGUCAGAGCUCAGAUUGGCACAGAGUAGUGUGGUCUGUGGCGGUGGGUCAGAGCUCAGACUGGCACAGAGUGGAGGAGUGUGGUCUGUGGCGGUGGGUCAGAGCUCAGACUGGCACAGAGUGGAGGAGUGUGGUCUGUGGGUCAGAGCUCAGACUGGCACAGAGUGGAGGAGUGUGGUCUGUGGGUCAGAGCUCAGACUGGCACAGGUGGUCCCAUCACUGGGAGGAUGUGGGUCAGAGCUCAGAUUGGCACAGGUCCUAUCACUGGGAGGUCCAGGGACACCCGUCACAUCUGUCACUUCCUUGUACCUGGGGGGUCACUUCCCCAAUACAAUCUCACUUCUCGGCAGAGAUCAGAGCCGAUCACACACAGCAAUCAUGGGGGACGCCGUCACCUACUCCGAGAUGACCUUCACCAACAAACACAACUCCCGAAUACCAUCAGGCUCUGUGCAGAAUGAAGAGGAGGUGACAUAUGCGGCUGUGAAGAACAAGUCCGAAGGAAAGAAGAAGAAGAAGAAGACAAAAUCUAACCUGACCCAGCAAGUCUCUCCACAGCCAGAAGUCUCCGCUCCCACAUACGCGAAGGUUAACAAACUCAAGAAAGAGAAGAACAAGAAACCUGCCAAGACCGAGGAAGUCUCUCCACAGGCAGAAGAUAAGAGUUUACUGUACACUCCGAUCAAUAAACCCAACAGGUCAGCACAGAAGGACAACACAACCACCACCAAGACCCAAAAAGAACAUCCUCCGGCCUACGAAGAUCUUAAGAUUCCCCGCAAGUCUACAGAAAAUGGACAUACCAGACCAAAGACACUUUUGUUUAGACAAUUUUCAGAUGGAAGACAUGUAAAGCUUCUGUUGGGUGUGCUCCUCGCCAUCUGUCUGAUUCUCCUGAUUACUGCCAUAUCUCUGGCGGUGGGAUGCAGAGAAGCACAGGAUUCAGGCAGUAGAGCACCAGGAACUUCGGGAUCAAAUCAAUCAUCAGGACGGUCUCCUAGAUGUCCGGAUCUCUGGAUCUCCAUCAAUGAUAAAUGUUAUUUCCUCUCUGAGAAUAAGAUGACACGAUCACUCAGUGAUAAAGAUUGUACAGAACGUGGCUCCAGACUGGCCCAGGUGAAGGAGAAGACCCUACAGAGACUGGUGACCAUCACAGGGAAGGAAUUCUGGGUCGGAUUAACCCAAUAUCACUCCCAUGGUGGAGUGUGGACAGGAAAAUGGGCAGAUGGCAGCAUGGAAACUGUCACUGAAGGGAUUGGAACCUGUGCCAAGCUCGGAUCUCGUCUGACACUGGAGAAUUGUUUUACCGAACUGAACUAUAUCUGUGAGAGAGACACUGUGUGACCGCACUGAUCUGAGGAACACUGUGUGACCGCACUGAUCUGAGGAACACUGUGUGACCGCACUGAUCUGAGGAACACUGUGUGACCGCACUGAUCUGAGGAACACUGUGUGACCGCACUGAUCUGAGGAACUCUGUGUGACCGCACUGAUCUGAGGAACACUGUGUGACCGCCCUGAUCUGAGGAACACUGUGUGACCGCACUGAUCUGAGGAACACUGUGUGGCUGCACUGAUCUGAGGAACACUGUGUGACCGCCCUGAUCUGAGGAACUCUGUGUGACCGCACUGAUCUGAGGAACACUGUGUGGCUGCACUGAUCUGAGGAACACUGUGUGACCGCACUGAUCUGAGGAACUCUGUGUGACCGCACUGAUCUGAGGAACUCUGUGUGACCGCACUGAUCUGAGGAACACUGUGUGGCUGCACUGAUCUGAGGAACACUGUGUGACCGCACUGAUCUGAGGAACACUGUGUGAACGUUCUGUUCUCUGUGAUUAUUCUGAAUUGUAUAUAAAGUACGGAUGAAGUUA
This is a messenger RNA of Rana temporaria (common frog), 2073 nucleotides long. RefSeq names its product early activation antigen CD69-like. Lineage: Eukaryota; Metazoa; Chordata; Amphibia; Anura; Ranidae. The transcript has 10 exons. Bases 578 to 1543 code for a protein of 321 amino acids. The record is from RefSeq and is a predicted model, not a curated record.